Molecule: messenger RNA, 411 nt
Organism: Aspergillus puulaauensis
Lineage: Eukaryota; Fungi; Ascomycota; Eurotiomycetes; Eurotiales; Aspergillaceae
Exons: 1
Coding region: 1-411 (136 amino acids)
Source: RefSeq, a predicted model, not a curated record
AUGCGCUUUACCUCCUUCACCAGUUUUGCGGCAGUCGCACUGCUUGCUACCUUCAGUGCCGCUGCUCCCGUAGCUCCCGCUGAUGGCGACAUCACGAACUCUCCUGGCUCGGAUGUCUUGGUCAAGCGUCCCUUCAGCAAGCACCGCUACGAAGGUGACAAUCAGGAGGCGGAUGAUGAUCUCUCCAAGCGUUUCAACGACAAGUACCACUACGAAGGUGACAAACAGGAGGUGGAUGAUGAUCUCUCCAAGCGUUUCAAUGACAAGUACCACUACGAAGGUGACAAACAGGAGGCGGAUGAUGAUCUCUCCAAGCGUUUCAACGACAAGUACCACUACGAAGGUGACAAACAGGAGGCGGAUGAUGAUCUCUCCAAGCGAGCGUCUUUCCCUCGUUUUCCCCUACGAUAG